UUCCAAAUAAAAACCGUUCUUUCUUUUCUUUCUGUCAACAUUCCAUCAAAACUUCCGUCAGUAUUCUCAUCCACGGUUCUCUCUGUUGAACACCAAAAACCCUUUGCUUCUGCCAACAGAAACUAUUAAGACUUCGCUCGCCAAUACCACCAAACCCUAACGAUUUCCAAAGCGGUCAUUGUGACCUUUCAUCUUGUGACUCGCUGAAUUGAAUCGGAUUCGAAUCUGACUCAUCGGAAAUCUAUCCACUCACUCAUGGGUGCUGCGGGCUCUAAGCUCGAGAAGGCUCUCGGCGACCAAUUCCCCGAAGGAGAACGUUACUUCGGCCUAGAGAAUUUUGGCAAUACUUGUUACUGCAACAGUGUUUUGCAGGCACUAUACUUUUGUGUUCCAUUUCGUGAACAAUUACUAGAGUAUUAUGGAAAUAACAAAAGCAUUGGGGAGUUGGAAGAAAAUCUUUUAACUUGCUUAGCUGACUUAUUUUCACAGAUAAGUUCGCAGAAGAAGAAAACUGGUGUCAUUGCUCCUAAACGAUUUGUGCAGAGGUUGAAAAAACAGAAUGAAAUCUUCCGCAGCUAUAUGCACCAGGACGCCCACGAAUUCCUGAAUUAUUUGCUGAAUGAACUUGUUGACAUUUUGGAGAAAGAAGCCCAUACUGUACAAAAUGAUCAAGAGACGUCCCCACCUUCUGAGAAGGCUGCAAACGGGCUCACAAAUGGUACAAUUAAUGGUGCAAAGAAAGAUCCUUUGGUUACUUGGGUGCACAAAAAUUUCCAGGGAAUACUCACAAAUGAAACAAGGUGCUUGCAAUGUGAAACAGUGACAGCCAGAGAUGAAACAUUUCUUGACUUGAGCCUUGAUAUUGAGCAAAAUAGUUCAAUUACAAGCUGUUUGAAAAAUUUCAGUUCCACUGAGACGUUGAAUGCUGAAGACAAAUUUUUUUGUGACAAAUGCUGCAGUUUGCAAGAGGCUCAGAAAAGGAUGAAGAUAAAGAAACCACCUCACAUCUUGGUCAUCCAUUUGAAGCGGUUUAAGUACAUGGAACAGCUGGGCCGCUACAAGAAGCUAUCUUACAGAGUUGUCUUCCCCCUCGAGCUGAAAUUGAGUAACACCGUUGAUGAAGCAGACAUUGAGUAUUCUCUAUUUGCGGUGGUUGUACAUGUGGGAAGUGGCCCCAACCAUGGGCAUUAUGUUAGCCUUGUGAAAAGCCAUAAUCACUGGUUAUUUUUCGAUGACGAAAAUGUUGAGAUGAUUGACGAAUCUGCUGUGCAAACUUUCUUUGGAUCAGCACAGGAAUAUUCCAGUAAUACAGACCACGGGUACAUUUUGUUCUAUGAAAGCCUUGGCCUGGGUAACCGGAGUUAGACGGAGGAGUUCUAUGAAUUUUAGGUACUCAAUCAUUUGGAACCCAUCUGGUUUAUAUAUUUAUUUUCUUUACUACCGUCUUCAUUUUUCAACCCUUUGAAGGAGAUUUUACGUCCUUCAGACAGAGGAUAUACGGUUGUGAAAAUGUAAACUUAGGUGGAU
Messenger RNA from Arachis ipaensis, 1527 nucleotides. RefSeq names its product ubiquitin carboxyl-terminal hydrolase 4. Gene Ontology annotation, cellular component: nucleus; cytosol. Gene Ontology annotation, biological process: protein deubiquitination. The record is from RefSeq and is a predicted model, not a curated record. NCBI's taxonomy places the organism in Eukaryota, Viridiplantae, Streptophyta, Magnoliopsida, Fabales, Fabaceae. Gene Ontology annotation, molecular function: cysteine-type deubiquitinase activity.